Messenger RNA from Limanda limanda (common dab), 7479 nucleotides. RefSeq names its product myocardin related transcription factor Ba (gene mrtfba). The transcript is spliced from 16 exons. The record is from RefSeq and is a predicted model, not a curated record. Bases 240 to 3500 code for a protein of 1086 amino acids. NCBI's taxonomy places the organism in Eukaryota, Metazoa, Chordata, Actinopteri, Pleuronectiformes, Pleuronectidae. Gene Ontology annotation, biological process: smooth muscle cell differentiation.
UUACUCCGUGAAAUAAACUUCAAUCCCGGAGCUGGAGGAGAAGAAGAAAAAGGCAACAACACGUGUAGCAGCUCAGCGGGAGACCAUGGCCACGUCGCUGUGAAACCAGAGCUCGGGCGGAUCCGGGUUUCAGGUCCUCGCACUCCGGUAGCAGCGAGACGUAACAUAAAGGGACGGCGACUUACACCCCAGUUGCUCGUCUGGGACCCUCGUCAACCCUGCACGCCUCCUGAGGCGGGAUGGAGCCCCAGGCUUCUCAGUGGCAGCUCGGAGCAGAGGGGGACUGUAGGAUGUUGAGUCUGCUGGUUCCCAGUCCCCAGAGCGAGGCGGUGACCCAUGAGAUGGAGGAGCUGACUCUGCAGCCCGCGCAGAACCUACCUCCGCUCAGUGAGCGCAAAAAUGUCCUGCAGUUGAGGCUUCAGCAAAGGCGAACCCGGGAGCAGCUGGUGGACCAGGGCAUCAUGCCACCUCUCAAGAGCCCGGCAGCAUUCCAUGGGCAGAUCCGCAGCUUGGAGAGAGCCAGGACUGAGAAUUUCCUGAAGCACAAGAUCCGCAGUCGUCCAGAGAGAGCGGAGCUGAUCAGGAUGCACAUACUACAAGAGACCGGAGCAGAGCCCUCACUGCAGGCCACCCAGAUGAGGCUGAAGAGGGCCCGUCUGGCUGACAACCUGAACGAGAAGCUCGCCCAGAGACCCGGCCCGUUGGAGCUGGUGGAGAAGAACAUCCUGCCAGUGGAUUCCAGCGUUAAGCAAGCCAUCAUUGGUGAGGUGGGCGAGGUGAAUUAUCCAAAGGUGUUGGAUGAAGACAGCUGCGAUCCCCUGUCCCCAGAGCAGCCAGCGAGCCAGGAGUCGCAAACCUCGGUCCCCUCACCCGCGGAGAGCAAAGCCCCAGAGACUCCAUCUCCAGCUCCAGCUCCUGCUCCUCCUCCAGCACCAGCACCUCCACCACUAUCCAGCACCAUAUUUCAGGGCCUCCCAGUUGCUACAAAAGCACCAUCAGACUUUAUGAAAGUGAUCUCUACCAGUGACUUUCUGGCCACUCGCCCAGCUGCUCCCUCGAAACCAGGACCAACACUGGUGAAACAAAGCCAGCCGAAGUCAGCCUCAGAGAAGAGUCGCAGUAAGAAGGGCAAAGAGCCAAAGUCCAGGAUUAAGAAGCUGAAAUACCACCAGUAUGUUCCUCCGGACCAGAAGCAGGAGGCCAGUGAAGAACCCAUGGACUCGUCCUAUGCCCGACUCCUGCAGCAGCAGCAGCUGUUCCUCCAGCUGCAGAUUAUCAGCCAGCAGCAGCAGCACUACAACUACCAGACUAUACUACCAGCACCACUCAAACCCAUGGCAGAGGGUCAGAGCAGCGCUGGCAGCAGCCUGCCAACCUCCAUCAUGGUGUCCCUGCCCACUGCCCCCCCACCUCCCCCUCUGCCUUCCGUGGCUCGGCCAAACAACUCGCUGUCCAAUCGCAAGCCAGGAGUCUUGCCUGCCAACCUGGAGGAGAUGAAGGUGGCAGAGCUGAAACUGGAGCUGAAGCUGCGAGGCCUUCCAGUGUCAGGAACAAAGACCGACCUGAUGGAGAGACUUAAGCCUUUCCAGGACAAUCUCCGCACCUCUGCUCCCACCAACAUUCCUCAACCGACCACCACCACCUCCACCCCCAUGGACGUCAACACUGCCACCACCACCUGCACCAGCCCCGCCAUUGUCUUCCCAGUACAGCAGGUGACUCUAGAGAGCAUGAGGUCCACGCCGCCAGUCUCACCCAACCCCAGUGAGCCCUCCACCCUCCAGCAGGAUGUGGGCAUGUCUGUGGCACAUUCCGAAGUGCAAAUGAUGAGCUCUGGCUCAGCAGGUCCACAGUCCUCACCGCUCCUGUCUUUUCACGUCCCGGAGGAAAAGGACAGGAGGCUCCACGAGAAGGAGCGGCAGAUAGAGGAGUUGAUGAGGAAGCUGGAGCACGAGCAGAGGUUGGUGGAGGAGCUGAAGAACCAGCUGCAGGUGGAGAAGAGAGGCCUGGGUGGCUGCACUGCCGACUCUACCUCUGUAUCUCCCAAGCUGACAUCUGUCCCUGCCCUGAAUCCUGUUGCUGCUGUCCUGAAUUCAAAUGUAGUCAAAAUGGAGAGUACGGUCCUGUCAAACUGUUCAUCCACUACUGCCACCAUCCAGAACUCUGUCUUGGGCUCCCCGGCUCUCACAAGCCCCCUCCCGACUGUGGUGAAGUUGGAGGAUCUGACUGUUUCUGGUGGCAAGCCUCUCCAACUGCAGAGUCCAACCCAGCUUAUCACGAAGAUCCAGCCGCAAGUAAGCACCAGCCCGCAGCUGCUCCCACAGUCACAGAGAAGUCCCAAACUCCAGACCCAGUCUCAGACCACGGCCCCCAGCCUGCAGCAGUUCUUCAUCAGCCACGCGGGUGGAGUCUCCCAAAUGCUGACUGGCCAGGCUGGGACUCAGAUCCUGCUCCCGGUGUCACUACCCAAAAACGCUACUGCAAUCCAGCUGCCAAACACCACUGUCAGCCUGCAGCCUGUCCUCCAGGCCACAGUCUCAAGUCCAGGCCUGGCGCAGACGUCGGUUCCUCAACUGCAGAGCUUCCAGAUGGAGACGGCACCCGGCCAGCAGCUACCAAACCACAACCCGCUGCUACAGACUCUGACAGUGUGCAAUAGUUCCAGUGGUUUAGAGAACCAGGGUCGGCCUGAGAUGAAUCCCCAGCGUUUCCUCAGAAGCUCCCCAGAGAACAGGGUCUCUCCCCGGGCCUCACCCAACCAGCACAUCUCCAAUGGACCCCUUCAUAAGCCUCCUUCCCCCCAGCCGGCCUUCAUCCUCCAGCCCACCUCUCUCAUCAGUCAGCCUCCCAAAUCAAGAGAGCCCCCCCGCUACGAGGAAGCUGUCAAGCAGAGCCGCAACAUGCACAUCAACAAUGUCUCACAGGUUCCUACGGCAACCAGCCAGCAAAUGGAUGACUUGUUCGACAUCCUCAUAGAGAGUGGAGAAAUGACACCUUUUAUCCAGCAGGACCCGUCAGUGUCUCAUGGGAAGAGCCACCCCAUCACAGCCAGUAUCACCACCCUGCCUGUGAACACGGUGCUCUCCAGACCACCUCCGCCGAUCCAUAUGGCCCCCCCGCCCACCCUGAGCCUCACCGUGGACCCCGGCCUGCCAAGCCUCUCCUCUCUGGCCACAGACAACCAGCUGGAGGCCUUCCUGGAGGGGACGCUGGCUGGAACCUCGCCGGCAUCGGACCUGCGCACCCAGGGUCUGAUCGAGGAGCUUCAGGCCCAGCUGAUGGAACAGCAGUCCUACUCCCCCAUGGACACAUCAGACCUGUCCUUCUGCGACUCCUCCUCACCCACUUCCUCGUUCAACAUGGGCCUGUCUGACCCGGCACUGGACAACAUGGAGUGGCUGGACCUCACCAUGCCCCCGGGUCCUGGGGGGGCACUCGCACCGCUGGGGAUGCCAACUGACUUCCUGGAUUCCCAUGACCUGCAGCUGCAUUGGGACUGAGGGAGGGUGACGGAGGAGAGGCGGCUGAGCAGCUGAGCCAAGAGUGAGAGAUGGAUGGAUGAAGAGAGGAAGAAAAUAGGAAAUUUCCAGCACUUUGAGGCUGACUUGGAACAUUUUAAAUAAGGAAACAAAGGAGGAGAAAACAUGACAUUCACUCUUCAACAGCUCAUCCAUACAUCUGUUAUAUUCCCACUAUACUAGAGGAAGACACACUGUACAGGCAGUGCACUGAUCAAGCUGAACUACAAGCAGGAGUUUGCACAGCUUUAAAAGAGAGGCCUACUUUGACCGAACAGCCAGAAAACAAUACCAUCACUAUGGUGAUAAAAGGAUUUUAAUGUGAUAAGACUUUUAUUCAUGAUUUAGCAGAAAGAGACAGAGCCAAAUGAAGACUGGUAGCCUGGACCUUUUGUAAAUACUGUUAAAACCACAUUAACAACAUUCUGUCAGUGCAGCCUCAGCUGGUGACCACUGCAUUUAGAAACAUUUAGACUAACACUCAGCCAAACUGGAUGUGUGUGCAUCUCCAAACGUCUUGCUUUUUCAUUUCAGCGCCCAUGUUAUAAUGUCACACUGUGUGAGCCACGUGUCUCAGGUGCGUCUCCUGAGCUGCGCUGCUCCUCUAGAGAGUUGUUGUCUCACGUAUUUUCUCCAAGUACUCGGUUCACAGCAGAAUAGAUGCUGAAAAUUAUCUGACGCAUAUGUCACAGACAUAAAUAUUUGCAGCACUUCCUGUACCUGUUUUAAAUGAAAUCUAAUCUAAUCAUUAGUUCUAACUCUAAGGAGUUUGUUAUUAUUGAAGGACCAGUAGAUUCACGGCUUCAUACUGCAGAGUCCUGGCCUUUUGUUGAGGACAUCGCUCCACUUAUAUCUGAGGAAAUAUUCGUACCAAAAACCUCACAUAGCAUCUACACGCCAUGUAGUGUAGAGGCAGUAGAUCACAGACACAGCUGUCAGGCUACACACACACACACCCAGGCCUAAACCAGUCUGUGCUGCACUGUCAAAUCUUUCUGUUCCCUUUGCAAUUCAACAUGUCACGGAAUCAAGUUUUACAAUUUCCCAACUGAGACGAGGUCAAGCCUCCUGCUCACACUGGUCCAGUUUACCACAUGCUGUAGAUUACGUGUUUCCUGACAAAUCUGAUUUGCUACAUCAGAUGUGACUGUUUUCUUCUGACGUAUCGCGACCCCCCUCCGGUCAAGCUGAUCAACCAAUGACUCUAAAGAACAAAAAGACUCGACUCCAGUCGGACGACGAGAGGAGGAGGCUCCUCCCCCUAAGUGAGAGCUAUGCACUAACGAGGCGGAGCGAUCUACCGACGCGCCUCACUCACCUCAGAACAAGGAAAUGUGAACUUUGCAUAUCCAAGACCAUCGUGAACAGAAAGCGAUCGAAAAUGAUUGUGAUUGAUGCGGCGAUCACGUGGCCAAUCACUAUAGAGAUACUGCAGCUGGUGUCCCAAGUUAUUCUGAAUGUACUGUUUGACAAGAACAAAACAUCUGACUUUUCAUACAAAGUUGGCAGCUGUUUUUCUUCCCCUCUGAUAGUAAACUGGCGUGAAACAGUAGAAAGGGAACAAACACGAGCAGAUUUAAUACGUGUGAACUAUGUGAACACUGCAAGUUAUAUCAAGAAAGAUGUCUUUUAGAAGAUGAGCUUUAUAUCUAGCUGUCCUACAGUAUCCCUGCACUUUGUGUGUGUGUGUGUGUGAGAGAGAGAGGGUGUGUGUGAAUGUAUGUGUGUGUGUCGGGGUGGGGAACUACUGCAUCACUAGCCAUGAAACGUGACUGUUAGGUUUGCCUGUAGCUGAUAAGUUAGCCUGCUUUACCGUCCCAUUUAUCCACAAACCAACCAUUGUCGGGAGGGUCUUUGUCAAAAUAACAUUUAGCUGGUUCCCGGUUUGAAUCCCUGCUUCCUGUGCGGAGUCUAUGUGGAUGUUCUCUGAGUUAACACCUACUUUUCUCCGACAGUCCAAAGUUGAGCAGGUUUAGACUCUACAUUAACUGUAGGUGACACAACGUGAACAUAGGAGUUGUUUGUCUCUAUAUAUUAGUCCUGCUGUUGACCUGUAACCCCGCCUCUUGCUAAAGUCAGCUGGGAUUGGCUCCAUCUCCCCCCAGGACCCCCUAAAGAUAAGCGGUGUGGAUAGUGAAUGGACGGAUGAUAAAGAAGUCUAACAGUGAUGCAUCAGCUACACUGACCUGUCAACAAAGUUUCCUGACCUUGCGAGUGAGUGAAGCGAGCAUGUGUGUGUGUGUGUGUGUGCGUCGAAUCGUCUUUCCGUCUCCUGCAUGAACAUCGGUGUGCGUCUCCGUGUGCAUGAUCGUAUCCACAUUUAUUCUCGGGCCACCGUUUCGAGCACUUUCACAGCCAUCGCACUCAAGUUAUACGAAAUAUCUAUAAAGAAAAAAAACUCCAUUUGGCUUCUCCUCCAACGUUCUCUCUUCAAACGGCGUCUGAUGACUGUUGUACUGUUGUUGUCCGUGUUGUCCCGUCCGGUGUGAUACAGUCACAAACGCACACACACACCUUUCAAGGGCUGAGCUCCCUUUAAAGCCGUCAUGAAUGCUCCCAUGGAUUACAUCAUAUCCUAACUCACUAAGCCAAAUCAGUGAGUUAAUGAUUUAGUAUCUGAGUCUAAAUAUCAUUUUAGGAUUGAUACAGUCCUUCCCUAUGGCACUUUGAAAUGCGAUGGCUCUUUUUAAUUCUCUCUUUUUUUAUAUAUCAGUCACAUUCAGUGAAAUGAUGCUCUCAUUUAAACCACUUUAUCGUGUAAUUACGUCCGUUGACACUAGAGGGCGUGGGCUCUCCAGUUGUGGCAUGACGGCACUUCAGGGUCAUUUCUGGCAGAAUAAAAAAGUCAAUUGGGCUGUUUUAUUUUGAAAGUUUUUGUUUUGAUUUGCUGUUUACAUUGGCAAUAAUGUGGAGCCCUUCAUGUCGACACUGCUCUCACUGCCGCAGUCACACGUUUUUUUAUCGUCAAUACCCAGAGUUACGCCAAAUACUGCACAGACACACACCUUUUGUUGUGUUGUAUUUUAAUUGUUUUCCUUUCGUCACAAACAGUAAAAGUCACGUGGUGUUGUAUCCUAGAAGAGACGAUGAGUUCACGGUUGUUUUUCUUCCUCAGUGUCUCUGCUUCAGGGCAGAUUUGAUAUUUUGUUGCCUGAAACGGCAGUGGAACAUGUUAUUAUGUUUAUUAUAAUUUUUUUGUUUUUUGGAAAAGUUAAAAUCAUGUUAUCUUGUUUGGCUGGUUGUGUAAAAUCUGUAAACAAAGAUUUCAUGUGUAUAUUUUUGGUUUGCAGAGUAUUCUUUUGUUGUUCAUAUCAGCCGGACACAAACCUCUUGGCUGCAGCAGAUCGACAUGACGACGUGGUUGUUGCUGAUUGGCCAGACAGGGACAGCUAAAAGCAAUAAUGGCUGCUCUCCUUGGAUAAACUGUACUGUAUGUCUAAUACUGCCUUGCUUUUACCUGGCAGGAGCCUUUACCGCAUACACAGUCACACCUUGAUUCCAAAUCCCUUCUUACCCGAGUGGUGAAGCGAUGGUUCGUUUUAAAUCAAGUUCUUUUAGAGGUGUGUCUAAGCAGCAUCAGUCAGUUCUCCCACUCGUCCUCGUUCACCCUGUGUCGUUUACCUUCAUCAGAACAUUGUAGAAUUCUUCUCGCGGCGAAGCUGAACAAGAGGAGUCAUUACACUAUAUGUAUUUUGGAUAAUAUCCACUCUCAUCAGCUGAUUCUUCUUCCCAUUCUUCAUUGUAGCCGAGUCUCCUCUGUCUCCACCACCCAUGCCAUGCCUCUUGUUUGUAAUGCCAUAUGUUUUGCACAUUGUGUAUAUAUUUAUAUAGAUGCAAUGCAUAUUUUUAUACAUGUGUAACAUCCAUGGGCUCUGUAUUUUGUAAAUACUCAAAAAACGAGAUGUGUAUAUAAGUACUGUAUGCCUUUAUGUGUCAAUAAAAUAAUUUGGUGUACUGUGAA